AGUUUCUCACUGAUCUGCAGCUGGAAGCAGUCCCCACAUACACUUCUUGACACUCUCACUGCAGACACCGCAGCUCCUUCUGAAGGGGAAGGGGGUGGGGAAGCUGGACGGUGCUCAGUCUGUCAGGGACUGAUACAGAAUCCGGAGCUAGCCAUGUCUCUGCUUGGCAUUUUCCUCUCCCUCUUCCUCAGCACCGCCUCUUCCAGGACUUUACCCCGACUCAAAUUGGAUCUGAGCACGGAAAUUCAAGAUCGGUUCCAGUUUCCCUCGACUGAGGAAUAUACAACCACGCUCCGAGAGGGAAACACUGUUUAUGUUGGUGGGAAAGAAACUCUUUACCAGAUAAAGUUUGAAGAAGCUCCCAGAUUGAUACAAAAGAUUCCAGUGCCUGUGGAUGACAAAUCCAUGUCAGAAUGCAAAAAGAAGAAUUUGGCAUACUGUGAGAAUGUUAUCAUGGUCCUACAAAGAUUCAACAGAACUCAUCUUCUUUUGUGUGGAACCAAUGCCCGGAAUCCACGAUGCUGGUCACUUAUUAACAAUAAUUUGAAUCAAAUCAUCAAUGGAGGAGGACGCCCCGUAGGACGAGGGGUAUGUCCUUUCACUCCAAAACACGGCUUCACCUCAUUGGUUGAAGGAGAAAAAUUCUACUCAGCUGCCCCUGUAUUUGAGAAUGGAAAUGUAAAUCUUCGAAGGUAUAUGGAACAGAGUCCAUCAUGGUUACUUUCUGUUGAUGAGUGGCUGAAUGAUCCCAGUUUUGUGGGAAUGUCACCAACGGGCGACCGUGUUUUGAUGUUCUUCCAGGAAAGGAAUUUGGUAGAAAACCUGGACAUUGACCCCUGGAUAUCACGGAUUGCUUGUGUGUGUAAGGAUGACAGAGGUGGCCCGCGAUUCCACCUGCAAAGUAAGUGGGCAACCUUUCUGAAGGCUCGCUUACUGUGUAACAUUCCAUCUGAAAGCGUCCAUUUCAACAGGAUUCAAGACGUCUUUGUUACUCAGAGCAAAGACCGAAUUUAUGCAAUUUUUAAGAGUAACUGGAACGGGUCAGCAAUCUGCAUGUACUCCAUGGAGGACAUUAAUGAUGUGUUCAGUACUUCCAUUUUUGAAGGAUUCACUGAAGCUAUUCCUGCUCCAAGACCUGGGAAGUGUGGGACUAAUACUCAAGAACUGAACCGUAAUGUACUGAGUGUAGUGGAACACCAUCCUGAAAUGAAGAGUCCAAUCCAUCCCAUUGGAAAAAGUCCCCUCAUCAUCCAGAAUGAGGAUCUUUUCAAGAAAAUCGUCGUGGAUUCUGUUGUUGGCUUCAAUGGAAUAGUGUUCCAUGUCCUUUUCCUGGCUAUGGGAGAUGGUAAAAUCCAGAAAGUUCUGGAAAUCAGACAAUCAAUCUUCAUCAUUUCGGAACUUACAAUUCUAAAGGAGCCAGGACCAAUUUCAUCAAUGUCCCUGGACUCUGAAGCUAAACUUCUGUAUGUUACCACUGCUAAAGAGAUGGUCCGGUUCCCACUGGUGCAGUGUGAAAAAUAUAAUAAUAGCUGUGAGAGCUGCGUCAUGGCCAGAGACCCCUACUGUGCUUGGAAUGCCAAAGAGAAAAAUUGUGUCCCCAUCAAACCUCACUCUGGAAACCUUACCCAAGACCUUGAAAAUGGUGAUCCCAAGAAAUGUCUUUCAGAAAGAGUUGCAUUUUACCAUUCCUCAGAGAGAGACAGUCAAGAUGCAAAUCCCGCUCUCGUCCUGGAGGGAAGUGGCUCAGUAUACCUUUCAUGCCCAAAGCAAUCCCAUCAUGCACAUUACUCAUGGAGGGUGCAGGGCCAGACACAGGACUGCUCACUGAAUGAAGAUGAAUGCCUUUACUUCAUAAGCAACCUUGCAGAAUAUGGAGGUAGCUCAUACCGAUGUGUUUCAAGUGAGGGAGGACGUGAACAGGUUCAUACAUCAUAUUUGAUUAAGGACAGUGGAUCUUCGAUGUAUUUAACCAGAUACAGUAUUGCUGUCUACUCUGUUUUCAUGAUAGUUGCAGCUCUCUUCUUGCACUGAAUUUGAGCAGUGAUUCUCUCUCUUGUCCUCUUGUAGCAGAGAUUGGAAACAACUUGUCUGUGCUUUGAGUUUGGAUUGCUGCUGCAAUGUAUUUAGGGUAAAUGCACUGAAAUAUUCUCAAUAGCUCUACCUCAACAGCCAAGUGACACGCCAAAGGAAGGUAAAAUGAACUCCAUUAUCUGCUUGGGAAUUGCAAUUUAGCCUUUAGAGCCUCCUCUGAACAGAACAUUAAGUUCUUUCAAAGAUUAACUUUACAACCAUUUACAGAUUUUACAGCUCUGCUCUUUAUAGGGCAUAUUUGUUCCAGAUCUUCAUUUCUUUGUGUGAUUGGAACUCCAUUUCACUGGUGGAUCGAUAUGUUGAGAAUGGAUGCUGAACCAACAAUAGAGAGAGGAAGUUAUAGACAGUUAUGCUAAUAGGUCAGACGCUGAAGAUUGGGAGGACAUUUGGAAUGAUAUCUCUCCACCAUUGUUGCUGGAUUAUCGUCCUGACCAGACUGGGCGUACCUGCACAACACAGACCGCAGCAGGUUGAGACGGCAGGUCACUACCACCUUCUUAGGGGCAAUUAGGGAUGGACGAUAAAUGCUGGCCCAGUCCGUGAAACAUUCCACAUACUGUUUAGUGUGAGAAAUGCUGUUACAGAGUGAUUGUUAAGUGUCUUGUGUAACUGGAAAUGAAACCACAAGUGACCCCGUGAAGCCUGAUUAGGCUUGUGCAAUGUGAUCUGCUUCUGGUUUUGUGACUUUGUUUUGAUAGAGUAAUCAGAGCACAAACCUAUGGGACAGAGUGACACUGUGCAGUUUUAAGCUUUUUCAGCAGAGAUUCUCAAGUGUUUGUACAGAUGGAUUGUGAUUUUUGAGGUUAAACCGAGCCUUCUUGAGCUGUGCAGCCAAUAUUGGCCACUCACUGCUAAUGAUGAUUCUCAACCAUUGCAACUGAACAAGAAGCAUCAUUCUCUUGAAUGCCUGUUUCAUCUUUAUGCAUCUAGCUUUGUUCGAUUUAGCUCAUUGCUGUAUUUUGACAAUUUUUUUACUGCAUAAAGCCAUACGUAUCCAGGCUGCAAGUACAAAUAACAAGGCUGAACACCAGCCACAGGCAUUUUAACCAGUGCCCUAGUUAAUAAAGGAAUCCGUUGUUGCUAAACUA
Stegostoma tigrinum is the source of this 3179-nucleotide messenger RNA. RefSeq names its product semaphorin-7A. Gene Ontology annotation, molecular function: semaphorin receptor binding; integrin binding; chemorepellent activity. Gene Ontology annotation, biological process: positive regulation of ERK1 and ERK2 cascade; axon guidance; negative chemotaxis. Lineage: Eukaryota; Metazoa; Chordata; Chondrichthyes; Orectolobiformes; Stegostomatidae. The record is from RefSeq and is a predicted model, not a curated record. Bases 154 to 2031 code for a protein of 625 amino acids. The transcript is spliced from 14 exons.